AUGACGUCCCAGCACCCUUUUGACCCGCUCACGGGAAAGGAGAUCCAGUUGGCCGCCGAAAUCCUCCGAAAGCACCAUGCCAACCCCACAGACAUCCUCUUCCGGGCCAUCACCCUCAGCGAGCCACCCAAAGCCGCCAUGAUACCCUUCCUAGACCAGGAACACGCCGGCGAGCACCCCAAACCGCCAGCCCGUGUCGCCCGGAUCCUAGCCCACGUUAACGGCGCCUUUACCGAGUUCAAGGUCAAGCUAGACAAGGACUCCCAGGGAGUGAUCUCCGAGAAACCCCUACCUGGCCGGCACUCGCAUAUCGAUGGUGCGUAUAUGCGCCGGGCGGAGCAGGCAUGUCUGGCGGAUCCGGGGGUCCAGGAGCAGGUGGCUGCGUUGAAGCUGCCCAAGGGGGCGACGGUGGUUGCGGAGCCGUGGUCGUAUGGGACGGACGGGAUGAAUGACAUGUCGCAGCUUGUGACUAUGUGCUGGUUCUACAUGCGCAUGACAGAAGACCCCGACGCCAACUACUACGCCUACCCGCUCGAUCUCUGCGUCAAAAUGUCCCACGACCUGCGCGUCGUCAAGAUUUUACAUCUACCCUCGGGAAACCAACACGACCGUGUCACCGAAUCCACCGCCACCGGGGAGAGGAGCACCACCACAUCCAAAGAAUACGACCACCGCAAACUACACACCGGCAGCGAGUACUACCCAACCCUCAACAACCUCCCGCCCCCGCGCACAACCACCCAACCCUACCACGUCACUCAACCCCACGGCCCGUCCUUUGUCGUCGACGGCCAUAAGAUCGCCUGGGAGAAAUGGCACUUCCGCGUGGGCUUCAACUACCGCGAGGGCAUGACCCUGCACGACAUCCGCUUCGACGGCCGCUCCCUCUUCUACCGUCUGUCCUUGGCCGAGAUGUUCGUCCCCUACGGCGACCCCCGCACACCCUACCCUCGCAAAGCCGCGUUCGACUUGGGCAAUGACGGCGCUGGGCUGUGCGCGAAUAGUCUAGCGCUGGGGUGUGAUUGUCUAGGGUGUAUCAAGUACUUUGACGGCUGGCUCGUGGGGGGGCCGUCGGGUCUCCCGCUGAAGGUUCCCAAUGUGAUCUGCUGCCACGAGAUUGACGACGGGAUCCUGUGGAAGCACACCAACUUCCGCACGGGCAACGCCGCCGUGACCCGGUCCCGGGUGUUGGUGCUGCAAACGGUCAUCACGGCGAGUAACUACGAGUACAUCUUCUGUUUUUACUUUGGUCAGGACGCUUCGCUGCACUACGAGGUGCGCGCCACGGGGAUCUUGUCCACAGCCCCUGUUGACUUGGACGCCCACGGCCGCAACAUCUCCGUCCCCUACGGCACGACCGUCGCGCCCGGGGUUCUAGCCCCUUUUCACCAGCACCUGUUCUGUCUGCGCAUCGACCCAGCCGUCGAUGGGCACGCCAACUCGCUGCUCGUGCACGAGUCCCACGCCCUGCCGGCCGACGAUCCAACAGCACCAGACCCAGCCUUGGCACAAAACAACCCCCACGGCGUAGGGUACGUCACGACACAGCAGUACGUCGAAGACGAGACGGGCCUAGACCUGGACUUCACCACCAACCGGACAUUCACCAUCGUCAACGAGGCGCGACGGCACCCCUUUACGGGUACGCCAGUCGGGUUCCGGCUGAUGCCGUGGUACAGCCAGACAUUGUUGGCGCAGCCGGGGAGCUGGCAUGCGAAGCGGGCGGAGUUUGCGAGGCAUGCGGUUUGGUUGACGAGGUAUCCUCAUGGAAGCAGCAGUGAUAAUCAUGAUGAUGAAAGGGAUGAGUUAGACGAGAUGUUUCCUGCGGGGCGAUUUACGAUGCAAUCGGCCGGUGGUGAGGGGAUCGCGUCGUGGAUUGAGGGGAGGAAGAAGCAGAAGAAGCAGGAGGAGGACGGCCAAGAGAGUACCGAAAAAGAAGAAAAGGGAAACGCACGCAACACAGACAUCGUGGUGUGGCACACGUUUGGGUCAACACACAACCCCCGCGCCGAGGACUGGCCUGUCAUGCCUGUCGAGAAGAUGGUUGUCGGCUUGAAACCGGUCAAUUUCUUUGAGCGGAAUCCUGCGCUGGAUGUGCCUGUUGCGACGCAGGAGCGGAAUCGGAGUGUGUUGGUGGAUGAUGCAGAUGCAAGUGGAAUGCGCGAAGGUGAUAAUGGAAAGGGGAAGGAGUGUUGUGUUUAG
Dichotomopilus funicola is the source of this 2202-nucleotide messenger RNA. RefSeq names its product copper amine oxidase. The record is from RefSeq and is a predicted model, not a curated record. Lineage: Eukaryota; Fungi; Ascomycota; Sordariomycetes; Sordariales; Chaetomiaceae. Gene Ontology annotation, molecular function: primary methylamine oxidase activity; copper ion binding; quinone binding. The coding region runs from base 1 to 2202 and encodes 733 amino acids. Gene Ontology annotation, biological process: amine metabolic process. The transcript has 3 exons.